AUGGAUACCAUUCGCGAUACAGAAAAACGUGACACUUUCAAGCGCGAUGGGUCAAUAAGACACGCGAUGCGGCAGUCCGCCCAGUCUCCGGUAGAAAACGCACAAGACCUUGUGAUACCACCAGCUCCUGUCGAAGGACUAUCGCUCGACAUACUUCAUGUCAUUUUCGCCCAGGCAGUCAGUUUGUUCGAGCCUGACGAACGGCAAUGUUUCGCCAUCCAUGUGGCGUCUGUUUGCAGAGCGUGGCGAGAUGCUGCAGUCGACACUUCUUCGUUAUGGUCGACUAUAUACAUCGAUUCAGGCCAUUUACCAUCAAUUGCGAUGCUUCAGUUAUUCCUCGAACGAUCGCGCAACCAGAAACUGGAUAUCUCCAUUGACUGGGCCCACGGCUUCAUGAGGAAUAAAUGGAACGAGGAAAAACUCUCGGCAUAUAUCGCGGCGGCAAUGCAUGCUUUGGUACCCCACAUGAGCAGGUGGGAGACCAUGGACAUUAGUUGGAACAUCACUGGUUCCGAGGGACCUGGGGACACGAUUGAACCACUCUUUGUCGGUAACGCGGAUGCGCUGACCUACCUUUCUGUAUAUUGCUUUGAUCACCUGCCCCUUCGUGAAGAACGCCGUGACCUUCAAUAUUUUAAGAAGACAUUUACUGCGCCGCACUUGACUACACUCGUCUUGCUGUCAAUGCCUAGUGGCUUCGAAUUGGGAUGUCUAGCAGAUUGCUUUCCCGCGCUCGAAGAUCUGACGUGGAGCGAGGAUGGGUUCGAAACUAUCGAACACUGGGAUACCGCACAUACGUUCCUACAGACGUGUUUCGGACGCUUGCAGCGAUUACGUCGCCUCAAGGUCGACGGCUUGUUCAUCUCCGAUCCUUUCCCAGAGCGCUAUAUAUCCGAACCCGACCUUUUGACUUUGUUGCCGACACUAGAGCGCUUGGAAAUUGAAAGAACCGACUAUCACAUCUUCGAUGAAAUCAUGUCCGCUAUUCGUGCUCCCAGACUUGUCCAUAUUUCCGUGUUCGGGGUAUCUUUUACGCCAUUGCCCGUGAGCAGCCCAUUCCACGGGUUUUUGCAGCAGUCUAGUCGACUUCCUGCUCUUCAUUCUAUUCUUGUCGAAGCCACUUCGAAAGACAGGGAUAUUCCAGACCCGGAUGAGUGUUGGGCGAUGUUCGGCUCAUUGCCGUGCGUUCGGUUUGUUACGAUAAGCCUUCAAGAAUUUGAAGACUUGCUUCAAUCGUGGUGCGAAGAACAAUCCGCGGAGGGAUGGCGAUUUCCAAGAGUCACAUCCUUGGAGAUUUUUUGUGAUUCCGUCUCUCUCCCAGUUUCUGUGCUCCGUACACUCGUAACUAGUCGCCAAAUCGCGCGAAAGAAAGAUCCUGAUGUGGGGUUGGAGGUAGUACGUUCCCUCAAGAUCUACACCAAGAAGGUCAUGGCAGCGGAAGAGAAAAGGUUUUUCACCGAAAAUGUACAGGAAUUCGUAUGGACUUCGGGCCUCCCGCCGUGGUAUCCCGUCAAUAUCCACCGGCAGCCUGGCUACGACCAUGCUAAUCGCCUCGCAGUUCAAUGGGUGCGUCUAUCUUCUUCUAUUGAAACGGUUAUGGGCAUCGAUGUCACGGUUAUAGUGUAUGAUGCAUUGGACACUGGGCACGAGUUGGAGAUUCUCAUGCUCGGUACUUGA
Messenger RNA from Fibroporia radiculosa, 1677 nucleotides. RefSeq lists its product as uncharacterized. The record is from RefSeq and is a predicted model, not a curated record. The transcript is spliced from 3 exons. Bases 1 to 1677 code for a protein of 558 amino acids. NCBI's taxonomy places the organism in Eukaryota, Fungi, Basidiomycota, Agaricomycetes, Polyporales, Fibroporiaceae.